AUGAAUUUAAAUUUUCAAAUACCAGGUGUUGUCAGUAGAAGAUAUAUAAGCGAAAUCAAAGGCAGAGGGUUAUUCGCCGAAAAAACAUUCGAAAAAGGUGAUGUAGUCUUUUCAGAAAGACCUUUAUUCAGUGUUCAACAUGUUUACAAUAGAGCAACAGCAUGGACUUGUGGUAAUUGUUUUAGAUUUUUAGGGUCAUUAAAUAAACAAAUGUUACACUAUAGAAAAGUAUUUGGUAUCAGAGAGCAAUCAGAGUUACCAGAGUUCGAUUUCCCACCAUAUACAUUCCAAACCAAAGUUUUCAGUUGCUUUGCAAAAUGUGGUGAAAAAUAUUGCUCAGAAGAAUGUAGAAAUGAGGCAUUCUAUAAUCAUCAUCAAGUUUUAUGUGUUGGUGAACAAACUCCAGAAAAUAACCCAAUGUAUUUAUUCAAGAAACACUCGAUCGACACAAACGAAUUAUUCCUUUUAGCAGCUCAAGCCAUUGCAUAUUUAAUUUGUAAAGUGGGUAAUGAUCAACCAAUGGUCGAAAAUAGUAAUACUACAACCUCUUCAAAUACCACAACUACUACCACUACCACCUCCUCCUCUUCAACAAAUGAAUCACAACAAAAUAUACCAUUGGCAGAAAGAAUUUGUAAAGAGUUCUUCCAAGAAUAUCAACAUAGAGAUUGGUGGGAUGUUAGAAUCGACGAUAAUUUUACAAAUGAAGAGGCUAGAAAAUGGUCACAGGAAUCAUUAGAAUUACUCCGUAAAGCUUUAUUACCACUUUUACAAAAUAACCCAAGAACCAACAAUGCAGUUUUUAUCAACACUAUUCUCAGUAUGGAGUUUUAUUCACAUCUUUUAGGUCUUUUGGAAAUGAACGAUAAUUCGAUUGGUUUCUUUAAUCCAUUAGAAACAUUUAGAAGAAACUUGGAUACAAUUCCAAACAUACCACAAAAUCACAAAGAUCACAUUAAAUCAAUUAUGCACUCAACUGUCGAAGAAUUCCGUAAAUAUCUAGGUUAUCAAGAGGAAGAAUGUGACGAGGAAGGUUGUGAUCACGAUCAUAGUGGUCAUAUGAUGGACGGUAGUGGCCAUGAAUCACAUGGUCACCAUCACGACCAUGGUGACUCUGCAAUGGAUGAAAAUGAAGAGGAGGAGGUAGAGGAAGUUUUCCCAUCAUUUGACGGUUAUGGUAUAUUUGGUCUUCAAGCUAUGGUUAAUCAUUCAUGUGAACCAAAUAUUAAUGUUGCUUUUUCAAAUAGCGAUAAUCGUGCUCACAUUAUGGCACUCCGUCGUAUCGAAGCUGGUGAAGAAUUAUAUCACUCUUAUAUCGAUGAAGAACUUCCAUAUGAUAUUCGUCAAGAAGAUUUAGUUACAUAUGGUUUCAAAUGCGAAUGUCGUAAAUGUAAAGCAAGAGAAUAA
Molecule: messenger RNA, 1407 nt
Organism: Dictyostelium purpureum
Lineage: Eukaryota; Evosea; Eumycetozoa; Dictyosteliales; Dictyosteliaceae
Exons: 1
Coding region: 1-1407 (468 amino acids)
Molecular function (GO): methyltransferase activity; protein binding
Source: RefSeq, a predicted model, not a curated record